AUGUCGGAUCACCCUUUCCGCGCCAUGAGUGGUAGACGAUCUCCAUCACCUCAAAAACGGUGGGAAGGAACCUUCCCCGCCAGACCUACUCUCCCUUCGAGGGAACCUUCUAAAGAGGACAUUGAGAUGGCCCAGCAUUUACUCGGGCAUUCUCAAGCAGCAAGAAAUACCAAUCAGAAACAUGACGAGCAGAAAUCUACCGAUACUCCAUCGCCGACUUGUCAGCUUCCCAGUCCGAAUUUAACCAUGUCUCCAUCCACGGAGCAAAUGCGCCAGAUCACACCGACAUCAAGCUCAGCAGACCAAAGACAGAGAGAGAACCCCCAAUCAUAUGCACCGGUGUCUUCUCAACCCGAUUCUGUUCCCAGUGGCCAAGUGUGCAGCAAUUGCGGUACAAGCAGAACACCACUUUGGCGGCGUUCACCACAAGGAGCUACUAUCUGCAAUGCCUGCGGUCUCUACUUAAAGGCUCGAAAUGCUUCUCGACCAACCAACUUCAGACCAUCGAAGCGGCCUCCAUCCACCGUGGCUUCUCCCGGACAGCAGUCACCGGAGCAAAGAACAUCAUCACCUGCAAGAACAGUGUCCGCACAUCACACGUCCACGGGGGCUACAUAUGUAGCGGCAGACCAGACACCUGUAGGAUCUUGUCCCGGCGGUGGACGAUGCAAUGGGACUGGAGGAGCCGAGGGCUGCAGUGGAUGCCCUGCGUUCAACAACAGGGUAUCUAAGAGCGCCCACUUUACAGUUUCCCAAGACAGACAAUCAUCUUCAGCAUCUCAAAAUGACCAACCUACAGAUGCGCCUUCACCUAUUGACGUCGCUUCUCUCCAAAUCCAAGCCUCAAACACAACAGUCGUCGUAGCCUGCCAGAAUUGUGGGACCACAAUUACCCCAUUAUGGCGCAGAGAUGAGAGCGGUCAUACCAUCUGCAACGCGUGUGGUUUAUACUACAAACUCCACGGCGCUCAUCGCCCCGUAACCAUGAAGAAGUCCGUCAUCAAACGCCGAAAACGAGUGGUGCCAGCUGCGCAAGGUACACAAGCAUCGGGCAUCGACGUCGCAAGCAAUUCCAUGGGAUCACCCGAAUCCGACCGCCAGUCUCCCACUGUUGACAACAUCCCAGAACAUCGGGGAACUGUCAAUCCAGAUGGAUCUGUAAACCUCGGCUUCCGGCUCCGAAAUGAGCGAGCUCUCCUCCCUGAACCAAUAUCCACAAGCCGCGCACAGAACGGCCAGCAACAACUAGCAACCUCCGAUCUCACAGCCUACGCCUCAAAUUUUAAUACCCAAAGCCAAUCAUCACAACACCUCGAGUCUCUUAAUAACGAGAACCGUCUCCCACCAAUGACUUCCUACCCUUCCCCCAUACCGAGGCGACCCUCAUUAUCACCCAAUUCCUUCCUCUCACCCUCCCGCAAACGUUCUUUCUCCUCUACAGAGAUGAAGGCGCGAGACGAGCUCCCUCCUCUCUCUGAGCCGACGCCCUCCGCACAACCCAAACGUCUCAGCUCUAUUAAAUCAAUCCUGAACCCAGGCGUCUCGGAUUCUGAAGCCAGCAACGUUGAUCCUAGCUUACGCCUUGCGCAGAUAUCAGGCCCAGGGCGAUACCCUGGGGUCGGCAGCCCAAUGGGCAAUGGGUAUGCGACGAAUCAGGCGAAUAGCGCUGUAGGGAGUGCGCCGAGCAGUGGACGCGAUGCGCAGAGCGAGAGUGAGCGGGCGAAAAUAGAACGCAGAGAAAUGCUGCAACGCGAGGCGGAAAAGAUGCGAGAGGCGUUGAAGGCGAAGGAGAGGGAAUUGGCGGAGUUGGGAGAGGGCGAGUGA
Molecule: messenger RNA, 1824 nt
Organism: Amorphotheca resinae ATCC 22711
Lineage: Eukaryota; Fungi; Ascomycota; Leotiomycetes; Helotiales; Amorphothecaceae
Exons: 3
Coding region: 1-1824 (607 amino acids)
Biological process (GO): negative regulation of transcription by RNA polymerase II; positive regulation of transcription by RNA polymerase II
Molecular function (GO): RNA polymerase II cis-regulatory region sequence-specific DNA binding; zinc ion binding; DNA-binding transcription factor activity, RNA polymerase II-specific
Source: RefSeq, a predicted model, not a curated record